UUGUAUGAGCAGCGCUUGUCAAAAUACGCGUACAAAUUUCCGUUCAAUCGACUGUGCGUUGAAAAUAACAAGCGAAAACGAAAAAAAUAUAUACAAUAAAAAAGUGGCCGCAGUUUUUGUUUUUAUCAGUCACGCGUAAAUGCAACAAAUAAAUUGACAAAAAAAUAAAAAAAUUAUAAGAAAAUCAUAAUAAUCGAGUAAAUCGAGACGCGCUCUUAAAACUCGUGGACAAAUUCGAUUCGUUUACUCUUUUCAUUGUGUGUGUUUGUUACAUACAUACUGCGUUUGUGGACGUUGUGAGAAGACUCCAUUGUAGCACCGCAAAAGCUAACAACAACAACGCUGCCCCUUCUAUGGUUUUUUUUUAAAUAAAUAAUUCGUCAAAUUUCGCAAAAUAAUUCCUUUAAUCAAAAUGAGCAGCUCCGAGGAAGUCUCCUGGGUUACCUGGUUCUGCGGGCUUCGCGGCAAUGAGUUCUUCUGCGAGGUUGAUGAGGAUUACAUACAGGACAAGUUCAAUUUAACUGGCUUAAAUGAGCAGGUGCCCAACUAUCGUCAGGCCUUGGACAUGAUUUUAGAUCUGGAGCCGGAAGAUGAACUUGAAGAUAAUCCAUUGCAAUCGGAUAUGACCGAACAAGCAGCUGAAAUGUUGUACGGGCUCAUACACGCUAGAUAUAUAUUAACAAAUCGCGGUAUCGCUCAAAUGAUUGAAAAAUAUCAAACUGGCGAUUUUGGACAUUGUCCACGUGUCUACUGUGAGAGUCAGCCCAUGUUGCCUUUGGGCCUGUCGGAUAUACCCGGCGAGGCAAUGGUGAAAACCUAUUGCCCCAAGUGCAUUGAUGUUUAUACACCAAAAUCAUCACGUCAUCAUCACACUGAUGGCGCCUAUUUUGGCACUGGAUUUCCACACAUGCUGUUCAUGGUGCAUCCCGAGUAUCGCCCCAAGCGUCCUACUAAUCAAUUUGUUCCACGUCUGUACGGCUUUAAAAUUCACAGCUUAGCUUAUCAAAUUCAGCUGCAGGCAGCAGCCAAUUUCAAAAUGCCACUACGAGCGGACUACAUUGCGCUCUGCCAGGAGAUCUUAAGUCGUCCCGAUCCUGAGGCCGAAGUUGAAUAGUUUGCCUGCUUAUCCUGCUAUCAAAGGCCGCUACUAAUGCCAUUUCACUCUAACCACCAGCACGUGCGCUAAGCGACAGCAAUUAACUGACAAAAGCUAGCUGCUAUACAGAUACUACCACUAUGCGCGUUUGCCUCUAUCUAUCUAUAUAUCUCUCUCUCUCUCUCGCUCUCACAUAAUUUGAUUCAUUUACAUUUUGUAAGCGUAAUUUAUAUACUAAAUAUGUACUUAUUUUUUUUUAAAGCUCGUUCUUAAAUUAUUUAGUUGCCAUGCGAAUGUGAAACAAAAAUAAAAUUAAGCGCAAAA
Drosophila grimshawi is the source of this 1420-nucleotide messenger RNA. RefSeq names its product casein kinase II subunit beta (gene CkIIbeta). Bases 413 to 1114 code for a protein of 233 amino acids. The record is from RefSeq and is a predicted model, not a curated record. Gene Ontology annotation, molecular function: protein kinase regulator activity. The transcript is spliced from 7 exons. Gene Ontology annotation, cellular component: cytoplasm; protein kinase CK2 complex. NCBI's taxonomy places the organism in Eukaryota, Metazoa, Arthropoda, Insecta, Diptera, Drosophilidae.